GGAAGUAGCUGGCGCAGCAGCCCCAUAGCGUUGAGUCAACGUUGCAUCGGCGAGACAGACAGCAGAUUCUCUGGACUGCUGCUCACAGACAGAUGAGAUGACAUAGCGGAUGGACGAGCUAACAUCGCCUUAACACCCGGAUCAGAUUGUGUCAUUGUCUUGUUUUCCUUCGGAUUGUCGUGUUUCAAAAGCUAUUUGCUAAAGCUUGCCAGACGCAGGCCAGUCUUCAAUGCUCCUAAAGAGCAGCCCGCACAUAGAUGUCGAUCUAACUUGCUGCAAGCUAGCAUCAGCUCGCUGCUGCUACCCUCCAGACAUUGAAGUGGCCACACAAACAUGCGGAUCAUCGAGGCGGAGACCCCUGGGACAUCUCUAACGUUUAACGCUUUCUGCUGGACACGGGUUUCAACCAGCCGCUGACUGGACUCUGCAAAGUCUUUGUAGAGGGGAAAGAGCAACGGAUCAAAGAACAGAUUACCCCAAAACUCUUUGCCUCUCAGACAGAUCACCAGGGACCAUGCUGACCAUUCUAGCUGCUGGGUCUAUGUUCUUUCCAGGCCUUUUCCUUCUGUCAAAACAAUGUCUAAAAUCAAUCCCAGCUCUGAGAUGGAGCGAAGGAGAUGCAGUCAUUGUGUCUGCCAGGUUGGUUUCGUCAGUUCAGGCAGUCAUGGCCUCUUCAGCUGGCUACAUCAUUGCUUCUUCCUGCGAGGACAUUCUCGAGGACCAGCAUUGGCUGACAAGCUCUUACAUCAUGUUUGCUGUUCCCUACUUCGUGUACGACAUCUACGCCAUGUUCAUGUGCUACUGGUACAAGCUGCGAGUCAAAGGGCACGAGGAGGCUUCGGCAGCGCCCCAGCACAUGAGCACAGCACUGACCAGCUAUUUGCGUCGCGAGUUCCUCAUGGUGCUGCACCACGUUGUCAUGGUCACCGUCUGCUUCCCCGUCUCUGUGUACUGGAGACAAGGAAAGGGAGAUUAUUUCCAGGGUGUAUUGUUCAUGGCUGAGCUCAGCACUCCAUCUGUCUGCUUAGGAAAAAUUCUCAUCCAGUACAAACAGCAACACACUCUCCUGCACAAAGUGAAUGGGGCUCUUAUGCUGAUCACUUUUUUCAUCUGUCGAGUCCUCCUCUUCCCUUACCUCUACUACGCCUAUGGAAGGUACGCGUCCAUUCCCUUCCACAUGGUCCCCCUGUCGGUGCCCUGGCACUGUAACCUCGGCGCUGCUCUGCUCAUGGCCCCGCAGCUCUAUUGGUUCUCCCUCAUUUGCAGGGGUGCCUUGCGACUUUUCACGGGCUCCUCUCGGAGAUCCUGCCCGACCUCGGGCCCCGCCAAGGAGAGGCAGACGGAUGGCAACGCACUGCCGCAGCCGGCCAACGGCUACAGUGCUCUCUCCUCAGAUCCCGAUCUGUCCACUCACUGAGAAGAGUGACAGGGAGGACGGGGAGGGAAGGAAGGCGAAUGUACCAAUGAGUAUGUCAAUGGAAAAAAGCUGUGAGGGGGGAAAGGAAGACUUGGAACAAGUAGCAAUAUGAAGAAAGCUACAGACAAUGGCCUCAAAGGCGCUGAAGUGUUUGCGGCCUGCUCUCAAAGUCUUUACAGCGAAAUGAUUUGGUUGCCGGCCUUCAAGCACUUCAGCGUCUCAGUUUGUAGGAAACAAGUGGAGUGUUAGUGCUCUCAGUAUUUAAAGAUGUCAUCCGGCACUGUGACAGAUAGAAACAUGCACUGACCUGAGAGGAAUCUGCCUGGAUGUAUAGCGAGCGUAGGUGGCCGUUUCCUUCACGUAGAUCAAAUUGAAUCCUCUCUGCCUCACGGUAUAGGAAGGGCAGAAACCUAGGAAUGUAUUAUAUUGUAUGUUAGUACAUUUGCUGUAGAUGGAAGGCCUCAUUCAGUUUAGUAAUGAAGACCACCUCCAAAAGAGAAAAAAAACCUGGCUAAGCAGUAUUUUGACUUGUUAGUGUUUAAUAUCUGUAUCCUCUAUGUAGUCACUGUCACUCUAACAAAAUGUAACCAACCUGCAGACUGACUCAUCUUUAGAAGGGAGAUAAUCUCAUAAGACUGUUUUCUGCUGCCUUACCCCUUUUCCCCAUUCUUUGCAGUUUAGGUUUUUAUUUAUUUUUAUCCUGGGAGGAGGAGGAGGAGGAGGAAGAGGAUGGGGCUUCUUCUGACAGAAAAAUGUGACGGUUGUACAUAGCCAGUGUAAAAUUGUCCUUAUCUCCAUGUCGGUAUUAGUUUAAUGUUGGUUUUUAUUUUUUAUUUUUUGUCUCAUUUCUGCAUCUGCUGUUACCACAGACAUUUUCGAACAAUUACAUUUCAGCAUUAAAACAAAAACAUUUCACAGCUUAGUGUUCGCAGAUCUCCCACAGACGUUAUGGCAGUGCUUCUUGUUUUAGUGUAGAUAUGACUCCAUUCCAUUUACUGGUAUCACAAAGUGUUUGUUUUUUUUAAUACAAGGAAAUGAUGCACAGUAGCAGUCACUUUGAAAUGAGUGUUUAUUGUUUUGUUUGAUGCUGUUGUAAAUCUCAAAAUAUCCAUUUGAUCGGCUGGAUUAGGUCAGUAAGGGAUCCAUAACGUUUGAGUAUUUAUAGCUUUGUCAGGGGACUUGCGAUGUUGCAGUUUUGAAGGGAAACAAAAGUGAAAAAUCUUGUAGGGGCAGCAUUCCCUUGUGAUAGACAUGCAGCACAUUUGUCCGUGGCAACAAAGGUUUCUCGUUUUGUUUUUAACCGUUGAGUCAAAUUGGUUAAAGCUUUUU
Molecule: messenger RNA, 2746 nt
Organism: Eleginops maclovinus (Patagonian blennie)
Lineage: Eukaryota; Metazoa; Chordata; Actinopteri; Perciformes; Eleginopidae
Gene: tlcd3bb
Product: TLC domain containing 3Bb
Exons: 7
Coding region: 515-1417 (300 amino acids)
Biological process (GO): lipid homeostasis; ceramide biosynthetic process
Cellular component (GO): endoplasmic reticulum; membrane
Molecular function (GO): sphingosine N-acyltransferase activity
Source: RefSeq, a predicted model, not a curated record